Aphanomyces astaci is the source of this 789-nucleotide messenger RNA. RefSeq lists its product as hypothetical. The transcript has 4 exons. The record is from RefSeq and is a predicted model, not a curated record. Gene Ontology annotation, biological process: tetrahydrofolylpolyglutamate biosynthetic process. The coding region runs from base 1 to 789 and encodes 262 amino acids. Lineage: Eukaryota; Oomycota; Saprolegniomycetes; Saprolegniales; Verrucalvaceae. Gene Ontology annotation, cellular component: cytosol; cytoplasm; mitochondrion. Gene Ontology annotation, molecular function: tetrahydrofolylpolyglutamate synthase activity; ATP binding.
AUGGCGUUGCGCAUGUUUGUGCUUGAGCAAGUGGACGUUGCCAUCUUAGAAGUCGGAUUGGGCGGGCGCUUGGACGCCACGAACGUGAUUGAAAAGCCCGUCGUGUGCGGCAUCGCGGCGCUGGACUACGACCACACUCGCAUCCUCGGGGGUACAUUGACCAAGAUCGCCCGCGAGAAAGCUGGUAUCAUCAAGGCCGGCGUGCCAGUGUUUACAAUCACACAGGCGUCAGAGGCUGCAGAAGUACUCGUAGCUUGUGCAGCAACGGAGCAAAGCCCUUUGACAGUCGUGCCUUCGUUGGACACAUGUUACUACGACCUCAUUCCUGACGUCUUGGCCAUGGCCCUGAGUAUGCAUGGCCAGUACCAGCAGGUCAACGCAGGCUUGGCUGUGGCGCUGGCUUCCACGUGGCUGGCUGCUAAAGCAGACACACCGAUGCCUCCACUGCCCGACGCCAUCACGCCGACCGUGCUAAAGGGGCUCCAAGGUACAACGUGGAUAGGUCGAGCUCAGCGCGUGGUGGACCCGCAAUCUGGCGCGAUUUUCCACCUCGACGGCGUGCACACGCCGUUGAGCGUUGCGUGUUGUGUGACUUGGUUUAAAAGCAGCGUCGCAGACGACCUUUCGCCUCCGACCACGCUCUUCUUCAAUUGCCACCACGAGCGAGACAUUGUGGUGCUGUUCCAGCCCUUGGUAGGCACUCGCUUCGAUCGCGUUGUGUUUUGUGCCACGGGAACUGGCCGCGCCAGCAUAUGCUGGGACGUUCCUCUGCAGGUGGCAGCAGCAUAG